This is a messenger RNA of Perkinsus marinus ATCC 50983, 315 nucleotides long. RefSeq lists its product as hypothetical. The transcript is spliced from 3 exons. The record is from RefSeq and is a predicted model, not a curated record. NCBI's taxonomy places the organism in Eukaryota, Perkinsozoa, Perkinsida, Perkinsidae. Bases 1 to 315 code for a protein of 104 amino acids.
AUGUUGCCGGAUAGCUUAAGUGGCGUCGCUGAUGAGUCGUGGGAUGUUCUCAUCUGCAACAGCGUUUUUCAAUAUUUCGCUUCACACGAUCAAGCUUUGGAGACCGUUAACGAGAUGCUACGUGUGGCGAAAAAGUGGGUUAUCAUUGCUGAUGUGUGUUGCGAGAAGUAUAGGCAUCUUAUCGAAGGAGCUGUACGCACCAUGGACUGGACCAAGAAUCUCCCUCAAUAUCGUACAUACGAGAAGACUUGGUGGGAUCAGUUUGACGACCAGGGUCAUCUCGUCUCUAUCCGCCAUGUUAGAGUGAAGGAGUGA